Poecile atricapillus (Black-capped chickadee) is the source of this 3598-nucleotide messenger RNA. It is a transcript of the gene CCDC17, whose product is annotated as coiled-coil domain containing 17. NCBI's taxonomy places the organism in Eukaryota, Metazoa, Chordata, Aves, Passeriformes, Paridae. Bases 1875 to 3098 code for a protein of 407 amino acids. The record is from RefSeq and is a predicted model, not a curated record. The transcript is spliced from 7 exons.
CAAACAACUCAGUUGUGGCCUAAGCUAUUUUAGUGUCUGGUGUAAGUUCAGCUUGUGCACAAAGAUUUUGGAUUGGAAAGUGCUCUGGGGUUGUGCCCUGUUUGCAGGGGGGUUGGAUGGAGUCACACAAAGCCUGGUCUUGCUGACCUGAGGGGGUUUGUCCCAAGGUUGUGCCUGUGUGUUCUUGAUCCACUCCUGGCCAGUCAGAGAGGACAGAGGUGUAAGAAAAUGGUAAUGUUUAGCCCUGAAUCUUUGCAUCAGGAUUCAAGGGCACCUGCUCAGUAUUAUCAGGUGUAACUCUGUUACCUGUGCCUCCUGCUGGCUUUGGUGAACCCCAGUGGAGAGGGGCGGUGGGGCAUUUCUUCAUCCCUGUGCUCUGGAAACCGGGGUCCAGGGGCUGAGGCUGCCUGGGAAUGCUUGGGGAAGUGCUGGGGCUCCUGUGUUACUGUGCACAAACCAUCUUGUUCCUUCUGAAUAUUUAAACACUGCUGUGGUCUGAAAGAGCUUAUCCAUUUUUUAAAAGUUUAACUUUCUGCAUCCAUUUUGAUCCAAGUUAUGCAGAUCUGUGUGCACUGAUCUCAAGAAACAGGGUAAAUUUAAAACCCCUUCACCUCAGAUCUGUGCUGACAGCCACUUGGAAUGGGGGAAUUGGAUUGCUGAGCACUGUGGAGUGAGACUGGCCUGCCCUGAACAGCAUGGCUUGGCCUGAGUGUGCCAGGAAUUCCUUGUGCUUCAUACCAGAUGUUGCGCCCUGACCCUCCUGUGGACUGUGCAGGGUUUAAACAUCGAUGAAGCUUUGGAAGUGGCAGUGGCAGCCCCUGGGUGACCCUGGUGGGGAAAGUCCCCAUCCAUUAAAUAGCAGCUUUGUCCUGAGCAAAUCAUGAGUCCAUGACGAGUACCGCUGGCAAUGAGGUGAGGGGGAAAGCUUGUAGGCACCUGCCAAGCAGAGCUGAAGUGGGUGCAAGGAUGGAAUGCAGGGAGUUUUGUGGGAACAAAGGCAGGGCCUGGACCCCUGUGGCACGAAAGGGCAGAAGUAGCUGUUUCACUUCUGUGUGGAGGUUCCCCCUUAAUUUGAGGUCUGCUAAGGAGCAGCUAAGUGGGAGCUGCUGCAAGGUGGGCAGGGAGCACUCCUGGGCAGCCCCAGGGUCAGCACGCCUGUCAGCGAGCACUCUGGAACCACAGAGGGACACAGGGCAGCAGGGCCUCCCUCAUCUUGUUUUCUGUGGAUUGCUCAGGUGGCUCAGCGACAUUUUUUUCCCCAUUCCAGUGCCCAUGGUAAACAGUGGGAAUGUCCAGGGCUGGGGGUGCGGCCCUCCCUGCCCAGCCCAGAGUCCAGCAUAGCAACAGUGGCUUCAAACACUGCAGCCACCGUCGCCAGCAGGUCUGUGCACGCUUCCAGCCCGCCCCGGGGUGUCAGUCCCGCAGGGGGACCCCCUCUCCCUGUCAGGGUGGACCCCCCGAGUGAUUCCACCCACUCUGCUUUCCAGGGUGUUGGACAUGGGCACCUUCCUCUGCCCCCGCUGCCGCUUGGCAUUCAGAUCCCGACCGCUGCUGCGGGUGCACCUGGAGAAGCUGUGCCUCGGGCCCAGGGCACCCAGCAGCUCCUGCCUCCAUCGGGGGGAUCCUCUGCCGGUGGAGGGAGCACAGGAUUCGGCAAGGAAACCACAGGACGUCUCGGUAGUGUGGAGCUGGGUCUGGCACAGAAUGGAGGCGGGUAGGAGGGAUGGGGACAGAGACAGGGACAGGUGCUGGGCUGUGAAACAGGGCAUCACAUCCUGCAUGCAGCUUGAUCUGAGCUGGGGUAAGCGUCCAUCCUUCCAUCCCUGCACCACACAGCCAGCCUUUGGUGCUUACUAUGCCAAAACCAGAAAAGUAUGUCAUUAAGUGAGGGGGGUUUGGAAGUGUUACCCUUUUCUUCCCUUUGUGUCUGUGAGGUCGGGGUGUCCCAAAAUACGGACGACACUGAGCCACGCCAUCACUUUGUGCUUCGUGGGGUCCCACCAGCUGUGCGGGGACAGCGGGGACCAGGGCGGGCACGUGGAGUUCCCCUGGGGGACGUGCUCACCCCCCGCGAGAGGGCCCUGCUCCGCAAGGCCCACCCCACUUCUAGGAGGCUGCCAGUGGAGGGAGAGCCCCCCCGGCAGCCGCUCCCACUGCAGAGGCAGCGGCAGCCGCCGCAGGAGCUGCUGGAAGCCCAUGAACGCUGCGUGGCCGAGAUCCGGGCCAGGACCCAGCAGCUGGAGCGGCAGAGAGAGGGGCUGUGCCGGCGGCUGGCGACACUGGGGGCCAGGGCACCUCCGGGCCCCCAUCCCGAGCAGGGGGAGCCCGAGCUCAGCCAAGGCCCGCAAGACCAGGCCGGACAGGUCCGAACGGCACAGCACAGGGCCAGCCUCUGCCUCGACACCCUCCCACCGCCCGCGGGGCCGCUCACGGCCGAGGCCAGGGCGCUGCGACUGUCCUACCUGAGCUCCGGGGGACACGACCCGGCCAUCCUGGAGCAGCUUCUCCACCUCCAGCUGGAGGCCACGGUGCUGGAGAAAGGAGCCAUGGGGCUGCAAAGGGGCAGGCGGAUGGGUAAGCGCCAACACCAGGCCCAGGCUCGUCCCCCCACAGGGACCAGGGCCCCAGAGGCGGCACCUGAGGCAGCCCCAGCUGUGCCUGCAGAGCCUCCCAGCACUGGCAGACACGGUCUGGAUGCGGCACUGCUGGCCGUGGAGCUGGAGAACCGGCGUCUGGAAGAUGAACUGUUGGCACUGAAGGUCAGGAGGGAGAGGAGAGCAGAUGCUGGCUCGCGGGCAGCCCAGCAGCACACAGAGGAACUGGCCCAGCUCCAGGCAGAGGUGGGAAUGCUGCGAUGCCACGCAGAGCAGACGAGACCAUGGCCACACACCCCUGUCUUCCCACACCCUAUAGCUCCCCCACUGCCACCAGCCCUGGCCCUGCCAGAACUUUUCAUGGAGCCCACCGGGCCAGCACUGGGGCCUGGCAGGCCCACAACUCAUGUGGCCCCUGGAUUCCCCUUCACGGCCUUUGUGGCCCUGGAGGACCCUCCCCCUGCUCAGGAACCCCCAACACAAAACAGGGCUCCCAGAAGGUGAGCCAGGAAUAGGCCAUGGCCCCACUGGACAGCCCUGCCACCUCCUCCACCCUCCUCAGUGGCAAACGGGCUUCAGUAACUACUAGGGUGAUGAAGGAAUGGCAAAAUCUGUGUUUGAGCUGCAGAGAUGGGUUUAGGGACCAGCUGUGGGUUGGUACCAGGAUCCCACAGUGCUAGGGUGGGUGGAAGUGUACAGGAUCACUGCUGAGACCAAAGAAGCUCUGAGCAUUUCAGCAGAAAAAAGACAGGCAAACCCAGUGGCAAACUUGAGUUACACAGCUCAACCUCCAGCUCAGGACAGAGCCCACAGCCAGAAGAGUGGUUAACACUCCUACUCACAAUGGUGGACUGGGGACAGGCAGAGGACAGAGGGGCACAACAAAUUCCCUGCCCUCAGGCACAUCCCUAGAUGCAGCCCUCUGUAGGGAAAGCCUAACCCAGGGCCUACACAGCUCAGCUCUGGGAGCCAGCAAAAGCCACAGCCAGCUUUCCAAAGUGUCA